UAUUGAUCGGAGAAACCACAGAACCUCGUUACAUACCCCUUUCAAAAUAUUCCCUAAGGUGUAAAGUGCCCGUUUCAAAAUAUUCAGAAGGUCACGCCCCCCUUGGCGUACGUUUGCCGACCAACAUUCACCUUACCAAAAUUAGCCAAUCAAUAGUGACUUCAGAUUAUUAUUUAUUGUCUUUAUUAGCCUUCGUGUAAUGGCAUUUGAGAGAAAUGGAUGGAUGGGUCAGCGAGUCACGGAAGUUGAUGGACAACCGAGCUCUGUGGCUGUAGUUCACAUAUCUACCACGUGGGCGAUAGUAACAUGAUGGCAACUUAAUUAGUGGCUGGCGUUACAGUGCUGUUUUAUUUUUCUUGUUUUUCCUUUAGUUUUUGUUGAGUCUGUCCAAAACAGUGAAUGCAAUUUCGUAAACAAUGAGUCUUGAACCAAUGGCAACAUCAGCCUCAUCUGUUACAGCAAUGGAAACUACCGAAGAGCUUUCUCCAAGGGACCCGUCGAAGGAAUGUGAAUACUUUCAUAUGGUUAUUAGGCCGAUGUUGACCCCGGGUCAUGAGGGUGAACUUUGCGAAUGGAUGAAAGAAAUGGGAUUGUUACGACGAGGGUGGCGAUGCACAAAUGAAGACUGCAAAGGAGCACGUAGCUACAUGGUGUGGAAUAAAGCUAGAGUUGUCGAUAAAUAUAAUUGGGCCUGUCCAAAUUGCUCAAGGAAAAUAUCAAUACGUGAAGGUUCCUUCUUUGUACACAUAAAGUGUGAAUUAAAGCAUAUAUUUCAAGUGAUUUUGGGAUGGUGCGAAAAAGUAUCAAGUGAAAUCACAGCCAAGAACUUAGAAUUGAAAAACCAUGUUGUUGCAAGGAUUUAUGAAAGAUGCACUGAAGUUGCCAGUAAAUAUGUUAAUUAUCAUAACCAUGCGUGGUCCCUGGGAGGAGAUAAUGCAGUUGUUGUUAUUGAUGUGUUUCCUGAUGGGUACAUGACGUCAACUCCACCUGUUAAUGAAACUACUGGCAAAAAGAAUUCAACAAAGAAGAGAAUCCUCUGUAUUGCUGACACAAGUUUUAUGCCAGCUCGGAUUUGGGCAAAAAUACUAGAUCAGGAUACAACAGGGGGCCCAAGACCUGGGGUGAUUGAGGAAGCUCUUAAUCAUGUAACACAGCAUGUCCGUCCAGGUUCUACCCUUGUUGCCAAUGACAGAGCAAAAUACUGCCCCUAUGAAGCAAUACAAACCCUUGAAGGUUACCCAAAUAUAAUAAGUGUGGAAACUCUUAUAGAACUUGACUUGCCUGGAACCAAACGUAUUCAAGAAAAUCUUGAAACUAUUUGGGCUAAUGUUGUGCAAGUGUGUGAGGAAGUUCAAGAAGUUCCGAAGAAGGUUGGGUCCAUGAUUCUUGAUGAAUUCAUGUGGCGUCAACUAUUUGCACAGACUACUUCAACUGCACUGGAAUCUAUUCUGCAUCACAUCGCUGAUCAAUAUGUUGACGAAGAGUGACAUAAUUGAGACAUGACUAAAUUUACAUUUUUUAUCCAGAUAUCUGAGUAAAUCAGAGAUCCUGAACUAUGUGCAAUUUACAGAUGUUAAGCUAAUUGUAUGCUGGGUGAUGCAAAAGUCGUCUUGCUUCUUUCUCUUUUCUUCUAUGAGAUCCCAAAUUUGUUUGCUUCUGAAUCUCGUAGUGCAAGGUCUUUUUGAUUGCACUCCUAGCAAAAGUUGAGAACAGGUUUGUUUGAAUAUGAGUUCAAAUGAAUAAUUUCGUAGUAAUAUUACUCUUUUUCUAUUCAGAACUUCUCUAUUCUUCUUUUAUAAAGUUCACAAACAAGGAUUUUAACUGAGUAAUAUUAUAACAUUUCAUUAUUAUUGCUUUGAAGUUUAGUUUAGAUAUGGUUAAAAAUUUGGAUAGUUAUGAAUCUAAAACAGCAUCUGCAGAAUUAGUUGUGAUUGCAAGAUAAUUAUUGUGAGAAGAAAGAAGUCUAUGAAUAUUGACGUAAUAGAAUUAUUGAAACCGAAAUGGAAUUAAUUUGGGAGUUUAUGUUCCUUAGUAGGUACCUGUGAGCAUGCUAAUGGUGAAGUUAUUCCCUCAGUUGUGAAAAGAUUGCAAAAUUACAGGUAGAAGAUCAUCAAUCUAGUAUAUACUCAAAAUUGCAAAAUAAGGUUUUGGUUGAACUUGAGUAAUUUAUAUUUGUUAUGAAAAGAUAAAAAUAUAUUUGAGAAAUUUCUUUACAUAUUUGUCAUAUAUUUAAUUAUUGGUGUUUUUAUACGAGUUGAUAAAUAUUUUGACAUUUGGUUUAAUAUAUUUCAUUAGGUUAGCAUUAGGAAGAGUCUUUAAGCCUCUUCUUGUAAUUCACAGGAUAGGCACUGUUUUCUUAAAUCUACUAUUAAAAAGAGGAAGUUUCUAACUACAUCUAUGAAUUAAAAGCAUUGUUUAAUGUAUAUAUGAUAUUGUUAUGACUAAAGUUUGGAUGGGAAAGUUUACAACAAUUAAAAAAAUGUAUAAGAUGAACAUCAUUGGAUAUUAUUACAGAUAAACUUAAAAAUUAGAAUUAAUUGUCUAUCACAACUCGGAAGAACAAGAUUAAUUUGAAAUAGACUUUUUCUAAAGUGGUUGAAUUUUGUUUCAAUUUAAUCAGUUAAUGUCCAAAUUGUUACAAGAUGUUUAAAAACGAUUGCCUCUUAUUCUGAGGAUGCUGUGCUGAUAGAAAUAUUUCAGCUUGCUUUGCGAGAUAAAUUGUUCUGUAGAUCAUGCAAACAGUGUUGUUAAUAUUCUUUUUUUUUAUUCCAUGUUGGACUUUUAAUCGCCCGGCACAUCAAUAUUUUAUGCUUACGUAGACAUGGAAAGUACUUAUAUUGACCUUCAAUUUUUUACUUGUUAUAAGCUCUACAUUUGUUCACACUAGUACUAAAAUAUUUAUUAGAGCAUAGGCUUCCAUGGCUGGAGUCGGAAUAUACUUGAUUGUCUCGGAGGUGCCACACCCUAGGCCCAGGUGCCAACGUUUCGCCCGCCAUUCUGCGCUUUCUGGAUUUUGCCCUGAGGAAGGUCACUGUAGCAACUGAAAUGUUGGCACUUGUGCCUAGGAUGUAGCAUCUCACAGACAGCCAAGUAAAUACUAAAAUAUUUAUUGACUCAUUCACAUAUUCACUAACAAGUUUACUUGUUAAGGUCAUGUAUAUUGCAACACUAUCUUAAAAUGUCUGUGCCAUUGGUUACGGUUGAUCUCAUAUUUUUAUUUUUGGGAAUUGUUAGGCUUGUAUAUAUGAAAGUGCACUUGGUUAAUUUUGGGAUUGUUAUAUAAGGUUAGGAAAACUUUGUAACUGAUAGCACUCAAGUUACAUAUUCAGUGCUCGUGUUAAUAUAUUAUUAAUUUAUUUACAAUUUCAAUGAGUAAAAUUUUUUUGUGACCGAUUGAUUUCAUUUCCUAAUUUGUUUGACUUUUGUGCAACUUGAGUAAAUAUUGGUUAUAAUACAAAUACAUUUUUAACAAUCAGGAUGGGGGCAGAAUGUGCUCGCAGAAUUUAAGUAAAAAUUAAUGAGAUAAUAUGCAGACGAUCAACCAAGUGUUACUUCCCAGUUGCAAGUUUCAGAGUACAAGUAAUGACUAUCCUGAAUAUGUCAUCUGAUUAAAACGGAAACUCAGUGUUGCAUUUCUUCAUUAUAAAUCAUAAAACUCAUUUUUGUACAAUUUAAUUGAUAAAUCAAAUCAUAUUAUGUACAUAAUUGAAAUUAUCAUUCGUGUAGAAUGAUACUUCAUCUAUUUAGUGUGAACAUUUUGUAGAGUUUUGGUUUUAUACAAAGAUGUUAACAAACUGUGCAGUACAAACCAUUUGUAGGAUGUACCAAAUUAUCAGGCCAACAUCCUAACAUUUCUGGCCAUGUAAGAUCAUACUAUUCAUGGUAGAAGUUACAUUAAACAUUGGCCUGGAGGUACAUUGUGCAGUGAAAGCCAUAAAUUAAGCUUUAUUAUUGGUUGUUACUAUUUUGCUUUGGGCGGCGACUUUGCACUUCAUAACGUUUUUAAAUAUAAGUGAGUGCCACUAACACAGAGAUGUGGUUGGGCAUGGUGACGUAGAUCAGUAUUUUUUUACAAAACAUAGAUGUAAUGUAUAUAUUCUACUACAGUACAUAUAAAAAUAUAGUAUCAUUUACAAUUAUGUUAAAUGUUGAUAACAAAGAGAUUUUAUAUAAUGUGAAAAAUAAAUUUUAUAUCUUGUGGUCUAGUGUUGCUGAAGUUCAUCAUUUCAUAUUUUAUUAAAUUUUUCUACAGACAACAUUGUUAUAGUUGAAAAUAAUUACUGCCUGAAUGUUUCACAUGUUUAUCUGUUACCAUGUCAUGAUAUAUGAAUAACUUGGAACUCUUGGGACUUCCAUGUUGACAAUCAGUCUUCCUCAGGCUGAAAUGUAAAAUGUUCAAUUGAUGCAAUUGUAAUUUGCUAUGUGCCUAUCUCAUAAGAGUGCCAAUUAUUGAUUUUAAAUUCCAAAGUAUUUUCACUGUUUUUGCACUAAACUUAAAAAGUCAUGAUAAAACACCAUAUAUGACUUGUAUAUUCACAUGUUGAAUGGUCUUGUCAUGAGCACCAUUUGUGUCACUUUUCUGGAGUUGGUUAAAUUUUUCAUGUCAACUAAGUUUUAAUUCAUUGAACUGAAACAUUGUGCAUUAAGAGGAACAAUAUGUUAUCAACCUUUCUCCAUGCUCCGUUCUCUCCAAUAGAAAAUAAUUUGUACAACAGGCUCAAAACUAUAUUAGUAUGGUUGCGGCUGAAUAUAAAAACUGCUUUGAAUAAUAAGUGAAUGAGCUUAACUGUGGUGCAACUGAGAAGCAAGUUUCGGCAAACAGUAAUGUGUUGUGCACAUUUAAUGUCAUUUGCUCCACUGGGCCUAAACUUGUCCUAAUAUAUUUGUAUCAUAAAGUUUUGUACUUCUAUUUCAAGCCUUUAUAAAUAAUUUCAGAAAUAUAUUUGUUAAAAAAAAUCACUUUCAAAAAAUAACAAUGUAUUUUUUUAUGGGUGAUGGUGUUUUGCGAAGUAAUACUUGAUGUAUAUCGCAUCUUUUGUGCUGUUAUUUUGAAGGUUUGGAAAUUGAUUUGCAUAUUAUUAAUUUUCAUAGUUUAUUGUGAAAACAUUUGUACAAGACUACUUAAGCAGUUGAUAUAUUUCUCUGUUAAACAAUAUUCACUUAACAUUUGGUCAAUUAUAGAAAAAGGCCUAGGUCAUCAUUUGAUGCAUCAAAAGACAAUCAAAUGAUGCAGAUUUUUAAUGUGAUAGUUUAUGUUUUCAGCUAUUAGUGCUGUAUUGCUGCCUUGUAAUACAAAUAAUGGCUCAAUUCUUAUUAGAUAUAUCAUUACAUCAUAAAGUGUGAGCAGAUGAAUUACUCUUAUAAUUAACUUCAUGCUGCCUUUCACAUUAAGAUUAAAAAGGGGAAACUGCAAGCAGAGGUAUAAUACAGUGUAAACGAUCAAUUUAUUUCUCUUGAAUCUAUACUCAUGUUCUUGCAAGUAAUUCAGAAGAAGGAAGGUGUGGAAUAGCAACCAAAGUGUGAUUCAUUGCAAAAUUUUUAUCACUGUAAUGUUUGCAUGUAUGAUCCCUUAAUCAGAAUGUGAAAAUUCUUGUGCUUGUAAACCAAUUUUAUGUUAAUGCAGAAAUAUUUUUGUGUGAAUUAGUUAGUGUUUAUAUUAUCUUCAAAAGCAAUAUCCAAUGCCAAAGGAAAGCAUUAGUCUUUCAAUUUUUCAUUUUAUUUGGAAAAAAUUGUGUUGUAUGUUCAAAUUUUUAUUUUGAAGCCUGAUUGUUCAAAAUUUAAUGUCUUAGUAAAGAAAGCAAUAGAAUAUUCUGGUAAUUAACUUGUGGGGCACUACUCUGGUGGAAAUUUUAAUUCAUCAGGCAGCUAAAGUGCAAGUAAGAAUGAAUGAAUCAAAAUUUGAGGAGUAUAGCAGUGCAGAGUGCUUAGUUGAAUUCUAUUGUUAAUUUCGAAAUGUCUCAAAAAAUUUUUAUUUUUAGCAGGAUGGAUCAUAUAAUAUUUUCUAAGUAAUUUGUGCAGAUUCAGUAUUUUUUGAAGUAAUAAUUGUACUAUAUUUUACACUUGUUUUUCUUUAAAAGAAUUUAUUUAUUUUUAAUUUUAUGCCUUGAAAUACUAUCUUACAGUAUUCCACAACAGCAUUUAAAGUUACCGUUAGCACUUAAAAUUCUUGCCGAAUACCCUAUUGCAGAUGUACAGUUAUUCUAUUUUCACAAAAUAAAAAAUUAUAUAAUAAUACAUAAUACAUUUGCUAUAUUUUAUUUUUGAAUUUUAGGAAUAGUACGAUAUAUUAAGUUAGCACAAAAAUGGCAACCUGUUAUUUUGUGUGUGUUUGUGAGUUCCUGUUGUGAGCCUUCAUGUAGUCACAAGUAAUAAUUUGCAUAUGUUUUUCAAUGCACAUCUAUUUUUGUUUUCUCUACGUGUUUGAUAUUGGGUGCGCAAUUAGACUGGUCUCUGCUUGUUCCUUAGAAUAUGCAGUUUACUGAGGCUUAAUAUUCCUUGAUAGUGUUUGUAGGAAAAUGUGUAUAAUUAGAUGAACACUAUUCUUUAAGAGUAAGAUAAUGAAAUCUUGAGUGCCUUUCUUAAUGCAAAAUCAAAACAAAAAAAGCACACAAUGCUUGGGCCUUAAUUUUAACUGUUUGUUUGUUUCCUUUGUUUUUUCAUUGUAGUUUUCAGAAUUAUUUAUCUUUCUUUUUUGGACAAUCUUAGUGCUGUUUGUGCUUCAUUCUCUUCAGUUAAAUGGAAGGAGUUUGAGUGGGCCAGCAUGAACAAUUUUUGAAAAAUUCAAUAUACUGAAAAAGUUCAGACUGUGUCCAAUAAAAAUUUUGAACUUUUGGCAAAGGCCAAUAUGAAAUUGCAAAAUUUGUAGAAGCGUAAAUGUCUGGUUUUCUUUUUCAUAGAAAUAAUUCUUCCAAAUAUGUUCUGAAAAUAUUUCACACUCAUGAUAAUUUAUUUAUGGUUUUAUUAUAUCUGUGUGCUAAAUUGCUCAUUUAAUUUUAUUUUCAUUUUGAAUUGUAUGUAGCUUUUACUUUGCUGUGGCAGUAUUAUACAAUAUAUUUGUUCACUAUUUGUGUAUAAAAGAAAUACAGACAUAAUUACUUGUUAUUUGAAGAACUCGCUAUAUAUUUUUUGAAAGAUGUGGUGUUUUUGUGUUGGAUUAUAAUUUUAUUGUACUUGAUUAUUAGAAUAUUCAUUGUUAAGUUAAGGUUUUACUUAAUGCUUGUUUUUUUUUUUGCUCUAUUGAACUUUGUCUUCUAUAUAACAUUAGUCAAAGCUAAUUGUAAUGUUAUUUUUAUAAUAAAAAAUAUAUUGUAAUAAAUUUCAGAAAAUAUUGAUUAUUCAAUGUUGAAAUAAAAUUACAUUGCUCUUGUUUGGCUUGCAAAUUCUGUGUACCCAUGUAUCUGAAUGUUUGUUACUAACAUUGCACAAGCUUUCUCGUAGAGUGCAGUUUGCAAAUCAUCCUCUCAUUGAUGGAUGGCAUAUCUACAUACUGUGUGAAAUACAGGUGCCUUUUGUAAGUGUCCUAUGAAUUUUGGGUUACAAGUUUUAUUCCAUGGUUCACUCAUCCCAUCAUGAAAGACUGUUUGUCACAUUAUAAUAAUUAUUAUUAUUAUAGAUAUAUUAAAAAUUAUAUUUUGUAUGUACAAGAUAUGUUAACCAUGGUUUAUAAAUAAAAUAAAUUUGUGGAGGUA
Gryllus bimaculatus (two-spotted cricket) is the source of this 7688-nucleotide messenger RNA. The record is from the annotation of a GenBank genome assembly. Lineage: Eukaryota; Metazoa; Arthropoda; Insecta; Orthoptera; Gryllidae.